Vigna umbellata (rice bean) is the source of this 1175-nucleotide messenger RNA. RefSeq names its product bidirectional sugar transporter SWEET1-like. The record is from RefSeq and is a predicted model, not a curated record. Gene Ontology annotation, cellular component: membrane. Gene Ontology annotation, biological process: carbohydrate transport. Lineage: Eukaryota; Viridiplantae; Streptophyta; Magnoliopsida; Fabales; Fabaceae. Gene Ontology annotation, molecular function: sugar transmembrane transporter activity.
AUAUAUAAAUAAUCAUCUCACAACCUCUGCAAAACUACCCCUCAUUGUAGCCAGUUAUGAGUAACCUACCGUUCCUAAAGAAACUACUAGUUCUUUAGACCACUUUCUUUUCCUUCUUCAACUCCCAUUGAUUUUUCUCUCGUUUCCAAGCUUCAACACCAUGGAUAAUAUUGCGCAUUUCUUGUUCGGCAUAUUCGGGAAUGCUUCUGGUUUGUUCCUCUUCUUGGCCCCAAUAGUAACAUUCAAGAGGGUCAUUGCCAACAAAUCCACAGAGAAGUUCUCUGGCGUUCCUUACCCUAUGACUCUUCUCAACUGUCUCCUUUCUGCUUGGUAUGGUUUACCCUUUGUGUCCCCACACAACAUUCUAGUGUCAAUAAUCAAUGGCGCAGGAGCUGCAAUUGAGAUCGUAUACGUUUUCAUCUUCGUGUUGUUUGCACCGAAGAAAGAGAAGGCAAAGAUUCUUGGGCUUUUCUCGUUCGUGGUGGCAGUGUUCUCUGGUGUUGUUCUGGUGUCUCUGUUGGCUCUGCAUGGAAACACCAGAAAACUCUUCUGUGGCUUCGCUGCUGCAAUAUUUUCCAUCAUCAUGUAUGGGUCACCUCUCUCCAUCAUGCGGCUAGUGAUCAGAAGCAAGAGCGUGGAGUUUAUGCCCUUCUUUCUGUCACUGUUUGUGUUCCUCUGUGGCACUUCCUGGUUCAUCUACGGCCUACUUGGUCGUGACCCAUUCGUGGCUGUACCUAAUGGCGUGGGUUCAGUCUUGGGAGCGACGCAGCUAAUACUCUAUUUUAUAUACCGUGACAGUAAAACUGAUCCGAAGAAGGCAACGGCAACGGCAACAGAAGAAGAAGGAUCCGUGGAAAUGCCGAACCAUACCAACUCCAAUGGAACAACUACGCAAGAGGAACGCGUCUAGAGGGACACCUUCCGGCGAUAAAACCACCGCCUCUUUGAUUUCGACAGUGCUUUAUACUUUUACUGUUGUGUCUGUGUUUUCUCAGUGAUUUGGAUCUUCUUACAGCUUUCGUUUUGAUAAUGGUUUUUUAGGUUAGGCAUUGUGCUUGUGUUUUUUUUUUGUUUGUUUUCUUCGUUUUCUUUCUUUCUCUCCCAUGGCGGAAACACUUUUGUGAUUGGAUGAAGUUUGAAAGAAGAAUGGAAAAUGUGAAUAUGUUUGUUGGUAA